AUGUUGGAGGAGGGGGAGAGCCAAGGUAACCCCCCCAUGGCCACCCCCGUCUCUCUUUCGGUUAGUCUGGAUCAUAUGUGGGCUCCUUGGGGCAGAGUCCUUGGCACAGACGGGGGCAGCCCCUUGAGCGCAGGCGCAGAAGCAGGAAAACUGCAGAGAGGGAGGGGUGCCCUCGGCUUUGCAAGAGUUAAAAGGAGCAAAGCUGGAUUCCUAGAGAGGACAGGAAGUGAAGGGGGGUCAAGGUCCUCCAUGGCUAAAUUCCCUCCCUCCCACCUCCCUUCCUACAAGCAGAGAGGAGGUUGCUUUGUUUUCUCUCCUUUACCAAAGCUUCCUUGGGGCCCCUCCUGGAAUCCGUGAGUCUCCUCUCUCUUCCCCCCGAGAGUGCAAUGGGGAGAUUGGGGUCCCUGUUCAGAUCAUGCACGGUGGGGGGAGAAGAGAGAAGAAGAGGAGGAGUUUGGAUUUGAUAUCCCGCCUUUCACUCCCCUUCAGGAGUCUCAAAGUGGCUAACAUUCUCCUUUCCCUUCUUCCCCCACAACAAACACUCUGUGAGGUGAGUGGGGCUGAGAGACUUCAGAGAAGUUUGACUAAUCCAAGGUCACCCAGCAGCUGCAGGUGGAAGAGCGGAGACGCGAACCCGGUUCCCCAGAUUACGAGUCCACCGCUCUUAACCACUACACCACACUGGUCCUCCCUUUCCUCUCUGCCAAGCCAGGGAGGGGGCCAGUUCGCAGGAGGUCUGCAGCUCUGUUCUUCCUUGGGAUCCAGAUGCUGCCUUCCUUUUUGGGGAGGGGGCUUUGGGUCAAGAAAAACUGGGCAUGCAGAUAAACCCCCUUCAGACUGAGGAGUAAGUCACUUUUGUGAACAGAGGCUGCAGCCAGAUGGGAAGAUUUGCACAUGGAGGAAGCACAGGGAGAAGAAAAGCCCGCCUGCAUCUGUAGCAGCACAACUGGACCACUUCCUCUGUCCCAGAUGCAACAAAACAUGCCUCUCCCCUGUUCAGGCUAAAUAAGUAGACGAACUAAUGUCAAAGCAAAUUUCAGAUGUAUUUUCAGGAAAUGCUAAAGCAAGGAUGAAAGACUCCUUAUCCCACCAUUCUGGGACAAAUGCGGAGCGAUUAUCAAUAACUGGGUGGCUUGUACUACUAACAGAGGACAUGGAACACAUAAAAUCCUUUUCCCCCCUGACUGUGAUAAAAUCCAUCCUAUCCUGAUAGGUACUUGCAAAACCUUCUGGGAGAAAAUCUAGCAGAGGGUCUGUGGGUUUUGAUAAACAAGAAAUGGAAAUUGGUGUUAUCUCAAAAUAGACUAGUUCUAUCAAGCUACCCUAAGGCGUUGGGAAUCUUGUCACAAGAGGAGUGUAAAGCUCACCUCAGGAGUUUUUUUAAAGGGUCUACAUGCCUGGUGUCUGAAGAACAGAAGAGAUUUAGGACAUGUGGAAGAUCUAAUUUUGAUGGCUUCCAUGCCGGGGUGGAGACUGGAGACUUGUGAAGAUGGUGUAUAAACACAGAUAAUGUCUAAGGAGGAGUGGUGUAUUCGUCAACCCCAGACAGAGGCAAAUAUGGCCACAACAUCUGGCUUGUGAUGAGAGAGCUCAAAGAUUGUGAACAGGGCUCUCCAUACAAAGCACCUAGCAUGGGGGCACCUACAUGUAAUAUCUACUCUGCUCUUUUCUGCCCAUGCUCUGGGGCUGGUUUUCAGGCUUGGGGACAGGAUGGUGACUGGUUUUUGCACCAAGUUCUGUCAAUUAUCCCCACUGAGUUCAAAGGGAUCUACUCUGAGGUCACUACUGUGCAGACCAUGCCAGCCUUACGAAGUGGGGUGAGGAGUAUACAGAGGAAAUUGGAAUCACUGGAGAUGUUUAGAAAUGGGGCUUCUCUUGGGAAGGGGCUGCCCCAUUUGCGCUUCUCUAGGGGCAGGAGAAUAUCUAGGGCAAGAGAAUCCCUGCAGGGCCUCUGAGGCUGCCUUUGCUUCUUCCUCUCUCCCAGGACCCUGCAGCUCGUUUUGGCUCCUUGACUCCUCAGGAAGGAUGAAAGAGACGGAUCCUGCAAACCUAAGGAAGAUGGAAGGGGGAAGAUGGACGGUUGACCUGGUCAGGUUGUCUCCUGCAUCCCUCCCCACAACCUCUGAGCGUUCCCUCCCAGGGACCUCCGAGAGAUCUGGUGAGUCCCAGGGGAGUGGAGAUGGGGACAUGGAUGGAUGAAGCCAGAGAGGUAUCAGGGCUUGCUCAGCUUGGGGGGGUGGGAGGAGGCAGGCAGGCGGAUGGAGAUGGAGAAGGGGAGCACUUUUUUGGGCUCCUCCACCUGCUUCCUGCCUGCACCUUUGUAAUCUGCAGGCAUUUUGAGCUAGGAAUACAGCUGAACCUCAGAAGUCGAACAGAAUCCAUUCUGGAAGUCGGUUCAACGUCCGAGGCGUGACUUUUGAUUGGCUCUUGCAAUGGGAAGAGCCGAUCGGAAGCUGCAAUGACGCCACGUCACUUUCUUUCCCUGGCACUGCUGGGCCAGCCCUCUGCUUCCCUUUCCCUCAGGCGAAAUCCCAAUGGAGUAUGAAUCACGAGCGACAGUGGGUUUUCUUUGGGAAAACAGGUUGCAAACAAACUUUAUUAUAACAGAUGUAAACAAGGAGUUUUGGUUCUUCUUCCACUGAAAUAGAACAAACAGUGCUGUUGUUCUUUUCUAUUAACAUGAAUAUGGAUUCAAGUUAUAGGCUGUAUGUUGUUUAGGCUUAAGGUUACUUCCUUUUACACAUUUUCCAUGGAUCAGACUUCUGCACACAAAUUUCUGGAACUGAAUCCUGAUCCUGCGUCCUGUGUGUGUUGCCUUUUUCUUUUCUUUUUGGAAUAACUUUGCUUUUAAAAACAAGGAUCAUAGGACCACUAAAUGAUGAAAUAUGUAGACCAGGGGUCAGCAAUCUACCAUCCUUGGGCUGCAAGCGACUCACGGGGGUCAUUUAACCGGCCCCUGAGCUGCCCCCAAGCCGUCCGCUUGGUGAGUCCUGUGUCUACACACGUGAUCCUGCCCACGGAGUGAUCUCCGUGAGAGUGAGCCAGGCCAGGCGAGGUAAAGCUUGCCGACCCCUGAUGUAGACCCAGUCUUCUCAUGUCAUUUGUAUAUCUCAAAACUAGCAGAAUCUAUUUGCAGGAAUAUCUGUAACAUACGAUUCAUCAUUAGCGGUCAGUGUGUGAGUUCUGGGUUCAUGAAAUGUUUUAAACUGGAACAAAAAAUAGGGAAACAGGAGAGAACAGAGAGCAUUCAACACUGCAUAGCUGAAUGCCUAGUCAGGAGCUCUUGCGGCUGUUGUGUUUAGAUUAAGUGUGAGUUAUAGUCACUUUUCCUCUUAUGUUUCCAAUGAAACAAUACGGAGUUGGUCUCCUCAUGAACACGGGAGGGGGGGUUCAAACUGAAGAAAGUGAUUUAUGUAUAAAUUUAAAUUUAGACCAAUCAGUGAGGCAACUGCUGAUGGGGUGUAGGUUUCAUAGACAAGGCAUGGACGUUGCUGGAUCCUGACCACAGAGCUCUGCAGAAGGAAGUAAAGGAGGAGAAUCCUGGGAUCAUGGACCCUCUCAGUAAAACUCCCUGUUGGAUCAUAAAAUCAGUUUUGAAAUUUCAUACAUACCUCUAUGUCAGGGGUCAGCAACCUGCAGCCCAUGGGGGGUUUAAACGGGCCACAAGACACCCCCGAACCAAGCCACCUGCUCAGCGAGUCCCCGCGUGCUGCGCUAAGCCAGUCCAGGGCGGGGACUCGCUUCCAUGGUGCUGGAAAUCAGAUGCAGACGCAUGAGCGAUCCAGACCAUGGCGGGAUCUUCGCAGGGCUGAACUGACCCAGGCAAGGUGACCCCUGCUCUGUGUGAUGAACCUUCACUAUUUUGAUGGAGAUGAAAAGCUAAGCAGUUGGCUCCUUACUUCUCUCACCCUGACCUAGCCACUGUGAUCCACAUGACAGACACCUCCAGGCUUGAUUAUUGUAACUCACUCUACGUGGGGAUGCCCUUGAGAGUGACCCAGAAACUCCAGCAGAUACAGAAUGCUAAGGCAGGACUCUGGUGGGUCUGGAAGCGUUUCGCAAGAAAUACCUCUGCUCACUCAGAUAGAUAUUUACAGUCUUUAUUUACAUACAUAUUCACAAGGUACAGGACAUAGCUUUCAUGCAUCUGAAUCCUCGGUAGCAGAUCCAGGAAGUGGGAGCUUUUGGCUCCUCCUCCAGCAGAGGAGCUUGGGAAGCCCCAAGCGCCUCCUUUGUUCCCUACAUUUUAACCCCCUUCUGUCCUGUGCUGAAGGAGUGGGCACUCUGAACUGGUCGAGUGGUGUUGAUGGUCUCCAGCAUUUGGGAGCAUCCGCGCCGCUUGAGUUCCUUCCGCUUACUUGUCCUCCUCUCCCUCUCCUGUCUUUUCUAACGGCUCCUGUUCUUCCCCCUCCCUCAGCUCCGGGGCAUUCCCUGGCAGCCCCGUGACAGACUCCUUACGGGGUCCUCACUGCAGGAUCACAUUCACCCAGUUCUGUACCAGCUGCACUGGCUCCUGGUGGAGUACAGGGUCAGGUUUAAGGUGCUGGUUUUAACCUUUAAAGCCCUAAACAGCCUAGGACCCUCAUACCUACGGGAGCGCCUCUCCUGGUCUGCCCCACGGAAGACCUUACGGUCUUCAAGCAAAAACAUGUUCGAGGUCCUGGGCCACAGGGAGGUUAGGCUGGCCUCAACCAGAGCCAGGGCCUUUUCGGCCUUGGCCCCGAUCUGGUGGAACACUGUCACAAGAGAUUAGGGCCCUGCGGGACUUGACACCUUUCCUCAGGGCCUGCAAGACAGAGCUGUUCCACCAGGCCUUUGGCCAAGGCACAGUCUGACCCCCUCUCUCCUUCUGUAAUCAUCCUAGAAUUCUAACCUGGUGGUUGCUAUUAAUAUGAUUCUGAAUUAAUUCUAAAAUGUAUUUUAAUUGACUGUGUGAUUUUAUGUACACUGUGCUUUUUUUACCUGUUGUUAGCUGCUCCGAGCCCGGCUUUGGCCGGGAAGGGCGGAAUACAAAUAAUUUAUUAUUAUUAUUAUCAUCAUCAUCAUCAUCAUCAUCAUCAUCAUCAUCAUCUGGGAUUCCAACAUCCUCACCGUGAAUCCUGAAUGGAGGGAUAUCAACUGUUUUCUCUGUGAAUAUUCUUCAUUUCGUCAAGCUUUUUUAAGCAAUGGCCAGGCUUCUUUGAACUACCCAGGCUUUUUUAAAUGUCAUCUUCAGAUUUUUUAGGGUCACGACUGGACAAACAGGCCAAACCCUAUGCCAAAGGAUAAGAGGUAAAGGUAAAGGGACCCCUGACCCUUAGGUCCAGUCGUGACCGACUCUGGGGUUGUGGCGCUCAUCUUGCUUUAUUGGCCAAGGGAGCCGGUGUACAGCUUCCGGGUCAAGUGGCCAGCGUGACGAAGCUGUUUCUGGCGAACCAGAGCAGCGCAUGGAAACGCCGAUUACCUUCCCGCCGGAGCGGUACCUAUUUAUCUACUUGCACUUUUUGUGCUUUCAUACUGCUAGGUUGGCAGGAGCAGGGAUCGAGCAAUGGGAGCUCACCCUGUGGCGGGGAUUCGAACCUCCGACAUUCUAAUCAGCAAGUCCUAGGCUCUGUGGCUUAAGCCACAGCGCCUCCCACACCAAAGGAUAAAUGGACAUAAAUCUGAUAUCAGGAAUCACAAGACAGAGAAACCAGUAGGAGAACACUUCAGUCUCCCGGGACAUUCUAAACAAGAUCUCAAAGCAGCUGUCUUAUUACAAAAGAAUUUCAGAAAUAGACUGGAAAGAGCAGUUGCUGAAUUGCAACUUCUUACCAAACGUAAAACCAUGGAGAGACCUGGUCUGAAUAGAGACAUUGGAUUCUUAUCUCAUUAUACAUGGUAUAUGUAGCUAUUUUUAGCCAUCUCACCCCUUGCUUUUCCUGGAAGACUAAUUGCAGUCGUUAAUAGUCAUCAACAGAUUUACCACACCUAUCAGCCAAUCACCCAUUCCCACCACCCUUCUGAGUAAUACCCCUCCCCACCCUCUCACUAUAUAUAAGGGUCUGGUGACUUCUGUUUCAGUGUAUCUGGAAAAGUGUGCAUGCACACAAAAGCGCAUACCAAUAACAAACUUAGUUGGUCUCUAAGGUGCUACUGGAAGGAAUUUUUAAAUUCAUUAACAUCUUUCAAUAAUCUGGGGAAUAAUCUUCCUGAGGCUCUAAUUAGCUUCUCCAUUUCAGAUGGUGAUGAAUUGGAAGGGAAGAACAAAGGGGAUCAAAACAGAAUCCACACAGCGGAGAAGUCAAAUAAAUAUUCAGGGUGUGGAGAGAACAUCCGUCAGAGCUCCCAGUGCACCUCCCAUCAAGGACACAGCUUCAUUCGGAGGCAUAGCCUUACUUCACACGAAAGAACUCACAGUGGAGAGAAAUUGCAUCAGUGCUUGGAAUGUGGAAAGGGCUUUCGUCGGAAGCAUUCUCUCAUUUCCCAUCAAAGAAUUCAUACAGGAGAGAAACCUUAUCAGUGUUUGCAGUGUGGAAAGUGCUUCAGUCAGAGGAGCAAUCUGACAACCCAUCAAAGGAUUCAUACAGGGGAGACACCCUAUAAGUGCUUGGAAUGUGGAAAGAGAUUCAGACAGAGCUCAGAGCUCACUUCCCAUCACAGAAUUCAUACAGGGGAGAAACCCUAUGAGUGCUUGGAAUGUGGAAAGAGAUUCAGACUGAGCUCAGAGCUCACUUCCCAUCAAAGAAUUCAUACAGGGGAGAAGCCUUAUCAGUGCUUGGAAUGUGGAAAGAGCUUCAGUCAGAGCAACAGUCUCACUUCCCAUCAAAUAAAUCAUACAGGGGAGAAACCCUAUCAGUGCCUGGAAUGUGGAAAGAGCUUCAGACAGAGGCACGGUCUCACUUACCAUCAAAGAAUUCAUACAGGGGAGAAACCCUAUCAGUGCUUGGAAUGCGGAAAGAGCUUCAGUAACCGCCAAAUUCUCACUUCCCAUCAAAGAAUUCAUACAGGGGAGAAACCCUAUCAGUGCUUGGAAUGCGGAAAGAGCUUCAAUUGGAGGACUAGUCUUACUUCCCAUCAAAGAAUUCAUACAGGGGAGAAACCUUUUCAGUGCCAUGAAUGUGGAAAGAGCUUCAUUCAGAAGUAUACUCUCACUUCCCAUCAAAGAAUUCAUACAGGUCAGAAACCAUAUAAAUGCUUCCAAUGUGGAAAGAGCUUCAUUCACAGCCACGAACUCACCACCCAUCAAAGGAUGCAUACAGGUGAGAAACCCUAUCAGUGCCAGGAAUGUGGAAAGAGUUUUCAUGAGAGGGGAAAACUUGCUAAGCAUCGAAGAAUUCAUACAGGGGAGAAACCAUAUCAGUGCUUGGAAUGUGGAAAGAGCUUCACCCAAAGGGCCCAUCUCCUGACCCAUCAAAAAAUUCAUACAGGUCAGAAACCCUAUCAAUGCUUGGAAUGUGGAAAGAGCUUUCGUGAUAGGGAUAAACUCACUUCCCAUCAAAGAAUUCAUACUGGGGAGAAACCCUAUCAAUGCUUGGAAUGUAGAAAGAGCUUCAGUCGGAGGGAUAGUCUUACUUCCCAUCAAAGAGUUCAUACAGGGGAGAAACCCUAUCAGUGCUUGGAAUGUGGAAAGAGCUUCAGAUGGAAGGUUAGUUUCACCUCCCAUCAAAGAUUUCAUACAGGAGAGAAACCAUAA
Podarcis lilfordi (Lilford's wall lizard) is the source of this 7654-nucleotide messenger RNA. Lineage: Eukaryota; Metazoa; Chordata; Lepidosauria; Squamata; Lacertidae. The record is from the annotation of a GenBank genome assembly.